Gorilla gorilla gorilla (western lowland gorilla) is the source of this 1365-nucleotide messenger RNA. RefSeq names its product butyrophilin like 2 (gene BTNL2). The transcript has 6 exons. Gene Ontology annotation, biological process: regulation of cytokine production; T cell receptor signaling pathway. The record is from RefSeq and is a predicted model, not a curated record. Gene Ontology annotation, cellular component: external side of plasma membrane. NCBI's taxonomy places the organism in Eukaryota, Metazoa, Chordata, Mammalia, Primates, Hominidae. Gene Ontology annotation, molecular function: signaling receptor binding.
AUGGUGGAUUUUCCAGGGUACAAUCUGUCUGGUGCAGUCGCCUCCUUCCUAUUCAUCCUGCUGACAAUGAAGCAGUCAGAAGACUUUAGAGUCAUUGGCCCUGCUCAUCCUAUCCUGGCCAGGGUUGGGGAAGAUGCCCUGUUAACCUGCCAGCUACUCCCCAAGAGGACCACAAUGCACAUGGAGGUGAGGUGGUACUGCUCAGAGCCCAGCACACCUGUGUUUGUGCACAGGGAUGGAGUGGAGGUGACUGAGAUGCAGAUAGAGGAGUACAGAGGCCGGGUAGAGUGGAUAGAGAACGGCAUUGCAAAGGGAAAUGUGGCACUGAAGAUACACAACAUCCAGCCCUCCGACAAUGGACAAUACUGGUGCCAUUUCCAGGAUGGGAACUACUGUGGAGAAACAAGCUUGCUGCUCAAAGUAGCAGAUCUGGGGUCUGCCCCUAACAUCCACAUGGAGGGACCUGGGGAGAGUGGAGUCCAACUUGAGUGCACUACAAGGGGCUGGUUCCCAGAGCCCCAGGUGUAUUGGGAAGAUAUCCAGGGAGAGAAGCUGCUGGCCAUGUCUGAGCAUCACAUCCAAGAUGAAGAUGGCCUGUUCUAUGUGGAAGCCACCCUGGUGGUCAGGAACGCCUCUGCAGAGUCUGUGUCCUGCUUGGUCCACAACCCCGUCCUCACUGAGGAGAAGGGGUCGGUCAUCAGCCUCCCAGAGAAACUCCAGACUGAGCUGGCUUCUUUAAAAGUGAUUGGACCUUCCCAGCCCAUCCUUGUCAGAGUGGGAGAAGAUAUACAGCUAACCUGUUACCUGUCCCCCAAGGCGAAUGCACAGAGCAUGGAGGCGAGGUGGGUCCGAUCCCACCGUUACCCUGCUGUGCAUGUGUAUAUGGAUGGGGACCAUGUGGCUGGAGAGCAGAUGGCGGAGUACAGAGGGAGGACUGUGCUGGUGAGUGACGCCAUUGACGAGGGCAGACUGACCCUGCAGAUACUCAGUGCCAGACCUUCGGACGACGGGCAGUACCGCUGCCUUUUUGAAAAAGAUGAUGUCUACCAGGAGGCCAGUUUGGAUCUGAAGGUGGUAGGUCUGGAUUCUUCCCCACUGAUCACUGUGGAGGGGCAAGAAGAUGGAGAAAUGCAGCCGAUGUGCUCUUCAGAUGGGUGGUUCCCACAGCCCCACGUGCCAUGGAGGGACACGGAAGGAAACACGAUACCAUCAUCUUCCCAGGCCCUGACUCAAGGCAGCCACGGGCUGUUCCGCGUGCAGACAUUGCUAAGGGUCACAAACAUCUUCGCUGUGGACGUCACUUGUUCCAUCAGCAUCCCCUUUUUGGGCUAGGAGAAAAUCGCAACUUUUUCUCUCUCAAGUUGA